UAUGGAUCCAAUGAAUAUUCCAGCUGCUGGAUCAAGACCUUAAAAAUAGACUCUAGAUUAAGCACCUUCUGUUAGAUAGAAGUAUAUAUUUUUUAAUAUAUAAUAGUCAACAAUAACGAUCAGAUAUCUUUGGUGUUAAUUCAGGUCCUGUGGUCUAAACUCCUAGCAGACAAUAGUAGCGUGCUAAAACUGAUAUUUUUGGUGUUGAAUAGAGUGCAACUUAAUCACUUGCUUAAUCAAGAGUUGAAGUAAGAUAUUAUUCUAAUUUCUAGACAAGAUAGACUAAUACUUAUUAGUCAAAUAUAUUUUAAGUAGAUCCAUCUGCUAAUAACACGCAUACAGCUAAAGAGACAAUUAAGACAUAAAAUAAAGGAAAGAAUACUUAAGCAAGACAUUAAGAUCAUGGAAAAGAUUUUUUAUUUGGAAAAAGCGGUAUUUUAAAUUAAUAAUCAAUUUAUUAGAUUUUGAUGAAUAUAAAUCAAUUAAAAGGACAUCUACAUUAAAGGAAUUCAAACCAAAAGAGGAAUAUGAUCCAGCUAAUAGAAGAGUUAAGGAAUUAUAUGGAAAUGAAAUUGGUAAAGAACAUUUACCAACAUAAAAAGUUUAAUUAGAAGAAAAAAAAGAAACUGUUAAAAAGUAAUAAUAAUAAGAUGUUGAUCCAUAACAAAGAAAAUAAUUAGAAAAUUCAUCUAAUGUUUUUGGAUAAAAUGAAAAGAAAGCUUAUUAAUAAUAAGGUAAGUAAGAAAAAUUAACUUCCCAAAAUUAAAAAUGGUCUACUACUAGUAAGGCUGUUGAUAAUAGUGGUAAGAAUUAUGAUCCAGAUACAUUUGCAAAGAAUAAAAAAGAACAAGAAUUGUAAUCUAGUGUAUUUGGUGGUGAAUCAAAAUAAACACAAAGUACAGCUACAAAAUAAAAAUUAAUUCCUACAAAUUAAACAUGGCAAUAAACUGAUACUGUUAAAAAUAUGAAAGAUUUCGAUCCCUCAUAAUCAUAAUUAAAUGAAAUUGAUCCUUCAUAAAAGAAAAUAGAUACAUUAAAAUCAGCAUUAGAUACUCAUGAUUAUAAGGCAUAACCUGUUAAACAUAAUGAAAAGCUAAGUGUGAAAUAAUAGAAAUAUAAAAAGGACGUAUUUACAAGAGGAGGGGAUAAAGAUUAAGCCCCUUCUCAAUAAAAAUAAAAAUAACCAGCUUAAUAAUAAUAACAAUAGAAAGAAAUACAUGAAUAAUCAGAUAUGAUUUGA
This is a messenger RNA of Paramecium pentaurelia, 1240 nucleotides long. The record is from the annotation of a GenBank genome assembly. NCBI's taxonomy places the organism in Eukaryota, Ciliophora, Oligohymenophorea, Peniculida, Parameciidae.